Messenger RNA from Zeugodacus cucurbitae (melon fly), 2864 nucleotides. RefSeq lists its product as uncharacterized. Lineage: Eukaryota; Metazoa; Arthropoda; Insecta; Diptera; Tephritidae. The coding region runs from base 508 to 2619 and encodes 703 amino acids. The record is from RefSeq and is a predicted model, not a curated record. The transcript is spliced from 4 exons.
ACACCCGGACUUAGCCCUUCCUCAUUUGUUAACUAAUAGAGUAGUUUUGAAAAUAACUGGCUGAGAUGAGAUAUGAAAUAAUCUCAGUUGUAUGUAUUUUUUCUUCUUACUUAAUUUGUUGAGAACCGUAUUAGUUCUAGUUCAGGCAGCUUCAAGCCAGAGCUUUAAAUGAACUCAAUCAAGCACAUACAUACAUCUACUUACACCAAUGUUCGGUGUGCAAACCUAUACGGUACACUUAUGUGCAACACAAAUGCGUUUAGGUGAAAACAAAUUUGAGCGAUAAGAAACACGCAUGCAUAAAUAUAUUAGUGCUACCGAACUGUUAUGUAUUAUAUAUAAAAAGGCAAGGGUGAAGUCACGUAUGCCUUUAGUGCCAAAAAAUCAGUUCGCGAGCAAACAUUAAACGUCCGGUCUAACAAACAUUUUCUAAACAAAUACAUACACACACCUACACAUACAUAUGUAUAUACUUGUGUAUGAUAUUUUAAAGUAAAUCGCGUGACAAUGGCGAAAAUAAGAUAUAAAUUGCUAAAUAAUAAUAAAGAGCAAACCAUACAAUCAAAACAUAUCAUCAUAUUUUGUUUGAUUAUACUAAUACUCCAUUUGUUGUAUUCGCAAUCGGUUAGCGACGACAUCAACGAUGUCCAUUAUGUGGAUAAAAAUGCUAAAGUACAUCAUAAGGAAAAAUCACAAAAAUCAAUAAAAACAACAGCAGCAACAAUGCAAACAGCGGCAACAAGUGAAGCAGCAGCAACAACAACAAUAUUAACAUCUACAAUAGCAAUAGCGGAGCAGCAACAAUAUUUUAUUAACACUUCACAAUGUCGUAUGCCAUUUGUGGAGCCUUUUGAGAAGGGUGUGUUAGAUCUGUUCAAUCCAGUAGAUUACAACUACACCAAUUGCACCAACGACGAAACAUUCAUAACAGUCAACUAUCAGCUAAAUACACGACAAUACUUUCUACACAUGGAUAUGGAGGCCAUGGAGCGAACUGUUAAACCCCUAAAUGCCAGCGCUACAGAUGUCCGCUGUUGUUAUCGGCAAAUCGUGCGAAGCGGUAGUGGUGCAGGGGCUGAUGAAAAUUUCGACAUACUGCCAUGCACUACAUUUCUUCAGGACUUUAUGGUACCGCAACACGUAGAUUAUAUAAUUACAGAAUGUUCUUUGGGAAAGGAUGACCCUGCCUUAAUACAAAAAGAUGCUUUCUCAUUCGUUCAGGAAAAAAAUAACAGUGCCACUAACACGAGUAAUAAGCACACAACAGCCGCACACAAGAAGCCAAACGUAUUUCUAUUGGGCAUAGAUAGUGUUUCGCGUAUAAACUUUCGACGCACCAUGCCGGAGAUAUUUAAAUAUUUGCAAAUGAAUAAUUGGUACGAAUUGCAAGGUUAUAACAAAAUAGCCGACAAUACUUUCCCCAAUUUGAUGGCUGUAUUGGCAUCGUACAAUUUAACCACAGCAGAGGACAAAUGUCGCCCCACAUCUGUGGGCGGUCUGAAUGAGCCGAUUUGUAAUUUUAUUUGGAAUAAUUUCAAAAAUUAUGGCUACAAAACAGCAUAUGCAGAGGAUUGUAACGGAAUGAGCACAUUUAAUUAUGUGAAAAGAGGUUUUCUGCAACAGCCGACAGAUUAUUACCUUAGGCCCAUGCUAAUGGCUCUUACCAAAAAUUUAGAAAUUGUAGAAAAAUACGGUCUUGAUUUUUGCGUUGGUCGUAAACAUCAAGCUGAAUAUAUAUUUGAUUUUCUGCUACAAUUUGCCAAUACUUUUCCCGCUGACCCACUCUUCGGACUCUUCUGGGUAAACUCAUUCAGUCAUAAUGCUUUCGAAGGUUCAGCAUUAAUGGAAGCCAAACUAUUGGAAUAUAUUAAGCGAAUGAAACGUGAUGGCAUUCUAGAACGUUCAAUUGUAAUAUUAUUUUCAGACCAUGGUAUGCGUUGGGGUUCACUUUUUCAAUUCAAAUCUGGAUUUUUAGAAGAGCGAUUACCCGCAAUGUUUAUAUCAAUACCGUCGUGGUAUCAGAACGAACAUCCGGAUUUUAUGAAAAACUUGCAAAUAAAUCAAAAACGUUUAACCACACCCUAUGAUAUUUAUGCGACCAUGAAACAUAUACUUGAAGUGGGUGAACCGGAAAAAGCAUUUCCCUACCACAAUGGCACUAUACAGGGUAUUAGUGUUUUUCGUGAAAUACCAGAGGAACGCAACUGCGAUGAUGCUAGUAUACCUGAUCAUUGGUGCACAUGUGUGCCAUAUGAAACUGUUGACAAAAAUGAUGAUUUCAUACGUAAUAUAACUACGUUGGUGUUUAACGAAAUGAAUCUGUAUUUAAUUAACAAAAAUAUAAGCGAUAAAUGCAGUAACUUGACUUUAAAUUCUUUAAGUUCGGCUGAUCUGAAAAUGUACGAUGCACCCAAUCAGUCAACGUACCGACUCACUUUCGAAGCACUGCCGAAGGAGCCACUAUUUCAAGCCACAGUCAUUUACAAUAGAAAUACGAAAGCAAUCACGAUGAAUGUUGAAGAUAUAUCGCGACUGGAUUCGUAUGAAAGCACCGCACGUUGCAUUAAUUUGAAAGAGGCUAAGAAAUAUUGCAUUUGCAAAGAUAUAGCGGAUGAAUGAUAUUAUACCUGUCGGGUAAAUUAUAUGCUCAACCGCAUAUUUAUGUAUUUUGGUCCUUUUAGCAUUUAAUUAGUUAACGAUUUAUAUUGUAGGUUUAAUAUAUAGUUUUACAAUUAGCACUUAGUUUCCGCAUAUAAUGUACUCACCAAAAGAAAAUUAUCAUGAACAUAACUACAUACUUACGUUCGUAAACAUAAGCUGUGAUAAUAAAUAAAUAUGUAUUAUAUGGCAAUAUACGUUAAUAU